Trichoplusia ni (cabbage looper) is the source of this 3986-nucleotide messenger RNA. Its product is annotated as RNA-binding protein 28. The coding region runs from base 300 to 2684 and encodes 794 amino acids. Lineage: Eukaryota; Metazoa; Arthropoda; Insecta; Lepidoptera; Noctuidae. The transcript has 11 exons. The record is from RefSeq and is a predicted model, not a curated record. Gene Ontology annotation, molecular function: RNA binding.
CACUUAUUAAAAUGUCAAUGUGCCAAAAGUGCCCUAAAGUCAAAAUCGCCGUACUACAAAACAGUGAAUCGAUAAAUUGAUAAAACCUUAAUUUAUUAUAUAGUGUAUGACUAUAUAUCGUGUAAACUCGUGAAUGUAGUUUUAAUGUGCCAGUGUCCAUAAUAUUAUUUAAGAAAGUCGAAAAAAAAUUGCGGUACUUGGUAAAGGUUAUGUUUUGGUGUACCACGUGAAUUUUACCGACAACGUUUGCAGUCUAACUGCAAGAUAUAUCGCAUUGAAUUAUAUAGAUAUACAAAGAGAUGCAAAUGGACGACGAGUUUUACGCAGGCGUGAACGACGCGAAACUAAAUAAAAUGCCGCCCGAACGUAAUGGUCGAAUAAUUGUGAGAAAUAUAUCCUUCAAAGCUACGAAAGAGAGUUUGCAAGAGCAUUUUUCCAAGUAUGGGAAUAUACUGGAAGUUAAUUUACUGAAGAAGCCUGAUGGGAAGCUCGUAGGAUGUGGAUUUGUGCACUUCGCGGAUGUAGCGGAUGCGGAGAAAGCUAUUGCUGCCACUAAUAAGAAGCCAUUUAUGGAGCGUCAUAUUUAUGUGGCAUGGGCAAUUUCAAAGAAAACUUAUGUCCAAAAUAUGGAGAGCAAUGACACAAGGCCGAAGUUUGAAAGUUCUCCAAAUAAAAAGUUUAAUAAUUCUUCAACUAAAUUUGCACCUAAAGAGGAGGAUGAAGAAGAUUCAAAGACAAAAAAAGAAGAUAAAAAGAAAGAACGUGUGAACCGUAACGCGCGUCUCGUUGUACGUAAUGUAUCUUUCAAGGCAACUGAAGAUUCCUUGAAAAAGCAUUUUGAACCUUAUGGCGAGAUAUUAGAGGUGAAAUUACUCAAAAAACCAGAUGGAAAGCUUGUGGGUUGUGCAUUCAUACAUUUUAAGAAUGUUCCAAUGGCUAAAAAGGCUCUAUUGAGUACAAACAUGAAGCCUUUCCUAGGUCGUCCGAUAUCAGUUGAUUGGGCAGUCGCCAAGAACAAAUACAUGCAGCAUGUGGUGAGUCAGCAGCUGGAGAUGGAGGAGAACAUCAAGAAGGAGGACUCGGACAGCGACGAUGAUGAUGAGAAACCCCCCCUAAACGUCUCCAGUGAAGAUGUUAAGGAUGAAAUCAAGAGCGAGAGUGAUUCUGAUGAUAAAUCUGAUGACGAAAGUGGGUCAGACAGUGAAGACGAGAAAAAAAUCAAAAAGCCUAAGAGUGAGUCAGAUGAUGAUGAUGAUGAUGAAAGUGAUGACGACGAUGAUGAAGAGGGUGAUGAUGAUGAUGAUGACGACGACGAUGAUGAUGUUGAUGAAGAUAUUAAAGAAGAAAGUUUUGAUGACGUAAAACCUGAGAGGCAAAGAAUAAAACUCAACGAUGCAGAGGACGGUUGCACAGUGUUCAUAACAAAUAUCCCGUUCAGCGUCGACAACGAUCAGCUGCGUGAGUUCGCGCAGAACGUCGGACCUGUCAACUACGCUCUCGUCUGUGUUGAUAAGAUGACUGAACACUCCAAAGGAUCUGGAUUCGUUAAGUUUACUACCAAAGAACACGCGGACACUUUCUUGUCACUACCUGCCAACCAGCUGAGACUUGAAGGUCAGACCCUGCAGGUGAAGCCGGCUCUCAAGCGGGAGAACCUGCAGAAGGGCAGCAAGAAGGAGGCCAAGGACAACAGGAACCUGUAUCUGGUGAAGGAAGGAGUGGUGGUCGCUGGCACGAAGGCGGCUGUGGGCGUGUCGGCAUCAGACAUGGCCAAGCGACUCGCGCUGGAGCGGAGCAAGACUCAGAUGUUGAAGAAUCUCAACAGAUUCGUAUCCCGCUACCGCCUCGUGGUGUCGAACCUGCCGGCGCACUUCGACGACGCCAAGCUGCGGCGCGUGUGCGUGGCGGCGGGGGACAAGCGCGCCGUCGUCACGGAGUGCCGCGUCAUGAGGGACCUGCGGACACCCACAGGGCCCGACGGAAAACAUCCAUCAAAGGGCUACGGUUUCGUUAUGUUCACGAGACACGAGGACGCUUUAGCUUGUCUACGGAAACUCAAUAAUAAUCCCGAUGUAUUUGAUAAGAAUAAUAGACCAAUCGUCUCAUUCUCCAUAGAAGACCGAACAGCGUUGAACGCAAGGAAGAAGAGGUUAGAAAAGUCCAUAGCCAACAAUCCUUUAGCGAACAAGGAUGGCAACACUGGCACACAGAACGACAAGAGAAACCGGAAGCGGAAGCCUGAGAUAUCGCCAGACGAAAGCUAUGCGAAACGACGCAAAUUCGGCACACUCAAUAAAAAUCAGAAUAACAAUAAGUAUCAGAAUCAGAAUAAUAACAAAAAUCAAAAUUAUAAUAAAAAUAAUUCCAAAAAUCAGGAAUUUGAACAGAAUCGCGGAGCAGGGCAAUUUGUAAGGAGACCGAGAGACAAUGAUUACGGAGAAUACACAGGAUUGACGGCAAAGGAAGGAUCACAACAUAAAAUGAGAAGCAACCAUAAACUAAAGGCGCAAGCUGACAUCCAUAGACAAACUGUCAAGAUGGAGAAGAAGCAGAGUGGGAGAACCAAGAGACUUAAAAUGGCCGCCAAAGAGAGAGUGAAACAACCCAAACAGAAGAUUAACAAGAAUCCCACGAAGAAGAGAAAUAAGAAUAGGUUCAGGUCCAAGUUUGAUAGGCUUUUGUAAAUAGGAGUCCACCAAUGUAGACCAGACCUUGUGCAGUCGAAAUAAAGUAUAAAUUACAAUGUUCUUGAGUCAAUAAGGAAAACAUUGCAAUGUAUACUUAAUUUCAAUGUCAUAUGGGUUAAAUUGCAUUUAUGGUAUAAAAUUUUAAAUAAUAUCAUAUCAUACUUUUCUACAAGCAACUUUCAUGUAUUUAUAUUUUAUACGUAUGUGAUAUAAGGUUGUAAAUAAAUAACUUGUAAUUAUUUAUUUUAUAAAGCUUUGCUCUCGCGUAUUUAUCGGCAGAGCCAGACUAGUUUCAGACCAAACCGGAGUCCAAAACUAUAUUUUCUUCACUUCAGGUUUACAAAUCAUUAAUAGACUCCUUUUGCUUUGGGUUGAUCAUAAGGAAAUGUCUGUCUCAAUAAUAAUAAAUAUAGUUCAAAAAAUGUGAAAGUGUCGAUUCUAAAAAAAUAUUAGUAUAUAUCACUUACGGAUUUACGAAAUGACACUGUCAUAUUUUUUUCGAAGAAAACAUAUGUAGUAAAAAAAACGCAUUUAAGUACAGUUUUUUAAUAAAUCUGAAUACAAAACCUUAGAAACAAAGGAACAAUUAAUACCAUUUAUUAAUUACUUUCUUAGGUAAGUAGGUACCUCCGAACACUAAGGGUCAAUUCACAGAGAAAGAGCGGUCAGUAACGUCUUAAUAUUACAAAUAGCCAUGUACUAAUAGGCCUGUUUGUCUAGUGGUCAGUGGACCUGACUGCAAAUCGUGGGUUUGAUUCCCAUCCAAGAUAUUUUUUUGUGUGAUAAGCAACAUCACACGAAUAUAUAAUUUAUGUGUCUGCAAUUUAUCAGUAAUAUGUAUGUAUUUAGAAAUUUAUAAGUAUGUCUAUAAGUUGUCUAUUACUUAUAGUUUACAAUCGAUGUCGUUACAGUUUACAAAUACGUCCGCUCAUCUUUUAGUAAUGUAGUAAUUCUAAAGACAACUUUGAGACAAGUCAGGUUUAGGGUGCGUUUCCUAUACCUGUGGCGGAGUGGAGCAAAGCAGAUCGUCAAUUGGCCAAUCGCAAAACUUGAUAAAAAGAAAUUCUAAAUUUCAAUAUUAGUUUGUUGAAAAUCUUUAGACUAAUACACGGUCAACUUUGCACCAUUUCUAGCUUCGCAUCAGUGGAAAUGCACCCUUAACGGCGACUUAAAGUAAUUGACCUUUCAGUGUUCCACCAUAAAACAUUACAUUGGUGUCAAAAUACCAAUAUACGUAACUUAAGAAUAUAUAUCAGUAUGUAUUGACUGUAUAAGAAAAAUUAAAUGUACUUAAUUAUA